This is a messenger RNA of Racocetra persica, 240 nucleotides long. The record is from the annotation of a GenBank genome assembly. NCBI's taxonomy places the organism in Eukaryota, Fungi, Glomeromycota, Glomeromycetes, Diversisporales, Gigasporaceae.
AAGAAUCUAAAAAUAACCCAUCUGAUAGUAUUGAAAAAAUUUUAUCUGUUCUUAAUAAUCCUAACGAUUUGGGUUUAAUUCAUAUUUAUCUUCAUUUUAUUUCAAUUUAUUCACGAGAUCGAUUAGAACAACUAUUAGCUUAUCUUCAAUCAAAUCAUAAUUUUGAUUCUUUUUCUGCAGAAUUAGAUAACACAAUUCGUCAAAAUAAGGGUGAUCUUUUAGAAUUUUAUCCUAUAUUCC